This is a messenger RNA of Gekko japonicus, 2847 nucleotides long. It is a transcript of the gene SH3BP5L, whose product is annotated as SH3-binding domain protein 5-like. Gene Ontology annotation, molecular function: protein kinase inhibitor activity. Gene Ontology annotation, cellular component: cytoplasm. NCBI's taxonomy places the organism in Eukaryota, Metazoa, Chordata, Lepidosauria, Squamata, Gekkonidae. The transcript is spliced from 7 exons. Gene Ontology annotation, biological process: negative regulation of protein tyrosine kinase activity; intracellular signal transduction. The coding region runs from base 517 to 1653 and encodes 378 amino acids. The record is from RefSeq and is a predicted model, not a curated record.
GUUUCCGCUUCCGUUGAGGCUGGAGGGGCUGCAGCUGGAGCUGGAGCCUUGUCUCUGCUGUGCUCCUUCCGUUCUCCAGUCUCUGCUGCUGGCUGCCACCUUGGAGGAGGUGUCUUAGGGGCGGGCAGGGGAGGGGGGGUGGAGGACACGCCUUGUGGGGGGAUUUUCUCCACCCCCUCUGUGAGUAAGCAUCUGCUGUUUGUGCCUCCUUUAACUGCAGUAUCCCCGGGGGGGAUCCAUUUUACAAAGCUAAUCUGACUCGCUUGCUUCCAGUCUGGAUAACACACGGGAGCUGGAGGUGGCCCAUCACUUUCCAGACUGGCACCGUAAGACUUGCUUGUUUCCCGCCUACUUUUCCUUGCCGCAUGUGCCAAAUGAAUCCCCGUGAGCCUAGCAGCCUCGUGCCAAAUCUCUGCGGGUGGUCCUGGCGUUAGAAUGGUGCCCGUGUUCCUGUGACGAGGCCAACCCCCCCAGGCAGGAAGACCGGAGACUGCAGAGGGGCAGUGGGAGCCCGGCAUGGAGGGAUCUGACCAGCGGCUGGUGCUGGGCAUGAACAUGGGUGAUGGACGGCAGACACCUCCUGGGGAGCUGCGGACUCCCACCGAAGAGGGGCAGGAACAAAGAACACCUGUGCCUGAAGCCAUCUGUGAUGGGGGUGGGGACGCCAAGACCCUGCAGAGGACAGAAGAGGAGGAGGAGGAAGAGCUGGACCCCCGAAUCCAGGAGGAACUGGAGCAUCUCAACCAGGCCAACGAGGAAAUAAAUCGCGUGGAGCUACAACUGGAUGAAGCCCGUACAACGUAUCGGAGGAUUUUAUCGGAAUCUGCCAGGAAGCUCAACGCUCAGGGCUCCCAGCUGGGGAACUGCAUUGAGAAAGCACGUCCUUACUACGAGGCCAGACGCUUGGCCAAGGAGGCUCAGCAGGAGACCCAGAAGGCUGCGCUUCGAUACGAGCGGGCGGUCAGCAUGCACAACGCGGCCCGGGAGAUGGUUUUUGUGGCCGAGCAGGGCGUGAUGGCGGACAAGAACCGGCUCGACCCCACCUGGCAGGAGAUGCUCAACCAUGCCACGUGCAAGGUGAAUGAGGCGGAGGAGGAGCGUCUGCGCAGUGAACGGGAGCACCAGCGGGUCACCCAGCUCUGCCAGCAAGCGGAGGCCAGGGUGCAGUCUCUACAGAAGUCCCUGAAGCGUGUCAUUGUGAAGAGCAAGCCCUACUUUGAGCUGAAGGCUCAGUUCAACCAAAUUCUUGAGGAGCACAAGGCCAGGGUGACGUCCCUGGAGCAGCAAGUGGCCCAGGCCAAGAUGCGCUACUCGGUGGCCCUGCGGAACCUGGAGCAGAUCAGCGAGCAGAUCCAUGCCCGGCGGCUCCAGCGCCUGGUCGGUCGGCGGGCCUCCCCAGUCGGCGCCGAGGCCAGCCCGGCACUGCUGUACGGAGGGGCGGUGCUGCCUCCCGAGCCGUCCUCCUCUGCCGACACUCUCUCGGUGCUCAGCUUCCAGACCAUUGCCUCUGACCUGCAGAAGUUUGACUCGGUCGAGCACCUGCUGGGGCUGUCCGAUGCCGCCAGCCUGAACAGCGACGAGCUGGAGGAGCGGGAGCAGCGCCGCAAUGCCCAGCCCCACUCCUUCAAGCACCACCGCAGUAUCAGCCUCUGACCCAUGCCCCGUGGCAAGAGAACAAGGGAGAGAUGGUUGCGAUAAGGAGGUGCAAGGAAUGGGUUAGAGCCGGGGGAGGCGCCUCGCUGAAUGCUCAGAUAACGGAGCUGUUUUGGCCUCGCCUGUCUGGAGCGUAGCCUGCAGGUGGAGUCUUAAACCCCCAUCCCCCUGUUUGGUACGACCCAGAUUUCCUUCCCCCUUAAUACCCCUAGCACUGCGGUGCCCAUCCGACCCCCCUUGCUACUGGGGACUUUGGCAUUUGGGUCCCACUGUUGGGCUGCCCUUCCCUUCUCCCCCCAGCAUGCACCUGCUUCCUUGCAGCAUUGCAUCCUGGAAGUUGAUCUCUCCCCGCACCCUUCUCCUAGCUUGUUGGGUUAUUGGUGACACCGUCAUCCUUAGUGGCCAGCGAGUUGUAGGAAAAGGCUUGGGCUGGAGGCGGAGGGAAGAAACCCAGGCGGGGUGGGUGGGUUAAGAAAACCUGCUGCUUGUUUUUACAUGAUUGAUUGUGUUUUGCUGUGAAGCACUCAGACCGCAGAGGAGGGGCCGAAGUGCCGAAGUUCCACUGCUCCCGCCUCCGUUUGGGAGAGACGCCACCCAGGACUGUGCAGGGUGCCCUUUUUAAACAGAAUUCUGACGCCCCACCUGGGGGCUUCUUAACACACUACAGCAUAUCGGAGGCAUGCUCGUGUCCCUCUUUCCUUUUUCAUGCCUCCCAGGCGGUGUGAUACGACACCCUCUUUUUAUAGCUUCUCCCGCAUUGUCUGUAGGCCAACACUACUACGAAGAGACUGGUGCCUUGAGGGUGCUGUUCGGUGACACCAGGAGAGAGGGGGGAGGGAGCAUUGUGGGUGUGGGGGGGAGCAAUAGCCUUGUCCAGCUGGGACGGUUCCCUAACUAUCUCACCUACUUGGUACCACCCCCGGUUUGUCCCAGUCACAUGACGAUGGCAUGUUUGCUUCAUUGGAUGCGGUUUGCACUAGAAGGCGGGGCAGUGAAAUUCCUAAUGAAGUUUCUGCUUGCUCCUCACUCUUUCUGUCCUCCCCUUCCGGGCGACGGUGUCACUUUUGCCACUCAAGCAAUUUUUAUGGGCUCGGGCUGCGAUGAGAACCGGGCCGGUUUGAGGCAGCCUGAUUGCCACUCGGUGUGUUUGUAUGACUGGCUUCUGCUGUGUGUUUUAUUUAAAGUAAAGUUUAU